Messenger RNA from Closterium sp. Naga37s-1, 2601 nucleotides. Lineage: Eukaryota; Viridiplantae; Streptophyta; Zygnematophyceae; Desmidiales; Closteriaceae. The record is from the annotation of a GenBank genome assembly.
AUGGAGGCGAUUAGUGGUGGGUUCGGUCCAAGUGGGAAGAGGAAAAUUUCAUACUAUUAUGGCGGCGACGCGGCGGUGGCAAAAGCUAAGGCCGAUGAGUCGCUCCGCCUCUUCUUCGCCGGCCUUCGUAUUCCCGAGCACCAUGCGGAUCACCCGCUCUUCCGCAACAUGUUGAGGGCGGUGGCUGAGGCAGGCCCCGGCUACGUCCCCCCCGGCCGCAAGUACGUUGGCGGCGCCGGCCUCCAGCAGUGCCGCAUUCGGAUCGAGGAGGGGUUGGGGCCCAUCAAGAAGACUUGGGGGAAGCAGGGUGUCACCAUUGCGAGCGACAUGAUGACUGAUCGCAACGGGCGCGCACAGGCGAACGUGCUCCUGAUCAACGACGAUGGGGCGAUGUUUACAGAGAGCAUCGACUGUGGGAAGGAUCUAAAGACGGGCACCUACAUUGCGGACAUGUUACGGCCCAUCGUGGAGGAGGCGUUGCGUCCAGCAGGGACUCGCUUUGGCACUCAGUACAUUGCGAUGUCGAGGUUGUGCGAGUUGGAGAAGAAGCUGAUUGUGCUUGUGACGGGCGACCUGUGGAAGGGGUGGGCGGUGGGGGACAGGGAGGAGGGGGCCGAGAAGUUUGCAAAGGAGGUGAUUGAUCCGGCUUGGUGGAAGUCUGCUGCCUUCUUUGUAAAGCUGCUGCAACGGCCCUAUGAGGUGAUGUGCAUGACGGAUUCGACUAGACCUGGGAUGAUGGGCCGCAUGUACGACCUCAUGCUGCAGCUGACGGAAGAUAUGGAGAAGGUGCUGGAUGCGGAUGAGCAGCAGCUGAGCAGGGCGGAAAAGUUGCGGAUCUCACGCAUUCUGAAGGACCGCUGGGACAACAGCCUCGCGUGUGCCAUGCACGUGGCUGGCCGGAUCUUGAACCCACUUAACCAGGACGAGGAAAUAUUCGGGGUCGAUGUGGAGUGCACCAAGGUCUUUAAGGAGUUCAUUGCGCGCGCCCAAGACUUCUACAAGAAGUAUCCCGCCAUGAGUGGAGUGGUGGGGAGGGAGGUGGAUUUGGAGGUGGCUGUGACGGCGUACUUGGAGUCGAGGGGGAGUUGUGGGAUGCCAAAGGCUAUGGAGACCCGGGAGAAGGUGAAGCAAGGGAAGCAGACGAUGGAGCAGUGGUGGAUGUGGCAUUGCACUGAGUGGCCCGAGCUGGCGCGCCUUGCACGUCGUGUUCUGUCCCAGCCCGGGUAUGUCGUGGAGGACGAGGAGGAGGAGGAGGAGGCGGAUGAGGCGGAUCCGAAGCAGAGCGUCUCUCACUCUCGCAUCCUGGUGUUUGGCUUGAGAGCCUCGCACACCAACCAUGCUCUCCUGCUGAUGUGUCCGACUGACCACCCACCUUUCCCUCUUUCCACUCUCCCCCCAUUUCCCCCACCCUCGUCCGCUACGCUACAGGCCGACUCUCGCCCUCACUUCCUUGUCUUUGGCUUCACAGACCAGCACACCCCCCACGCUCGCCUGUACCACACCAUCCACCUUUCCCUCUUCCCCCACCCUUCUCCCCCCACCCCUGCCCCCAACCCACAGCAGAGCCCCUCUCGCCCUCGCUUCCUGGCUGUCGCUCGCCCUCGCUUCCUGGUGCUUGGCUUCUCAGGCAAACCAACCACUAACGUGCGGAUGGAUGUGGAGGAGGCAGCGAGGAUAGCCCGCAUGUCCGGCCGCAUUCUGCCUACUGGCACCCCUCUUCUCCCAGGCUGUCGUGCUUUGAUGCUACGCCUGCCACGUGGCUGUCGUGCCUACAGCCAUGUCUCUCUCGCCCAUCCCCUCCCCCCCUGCGCCUACUGGCACCUCUUCAACCUCUCCCAGGUGGGCGACAGUCACGUCUCUCUCGCCCAUCCACUACCCCUCUGCGCCUACUGGGACCUCUUCAACCUCUCCCAGGCCGCCACACCUAAGGUCAAUGCCGCCCCCAGUGUCAAAGGCAGCCCCGAGAAGAACCAUUCCAACGCCUCCCAAGCCUCUCAGUCGCCCGAACAACUGCCAAGCCUGCCCCACGUGGCUUGGAUGUCGCCGGACCUCUUCCUGCUGCUCGCCCGUGCUGCUGCUACUGCCUCUCCCCCAACCAACGGCUCUGAUACCAGUGGCUCGAGUUCCACUUCGGAUAUUUCGGGCGUUGCUGGGCUGAGAAGCCCUGCGGUGGGCUUCGUGUGGGUGCAGCCGCGGCACGCCCAGCAAGCCCCCUUCCUCCAUGAGCCCCUAUCAGCCAUCAUGGGCCAUCUACUGCCAUACGCCAUGGGGCACGUGCCUCUCCCCUCCAACACGCUCGACCUGCUCCUCCCAGUGCGAGCCGAUGCUGUGCAAGUGCUCAUGCAGGCCUGGCAAGACAAGGACGUGGUGGUGUGGGUGAAGGCAGCAGCAGGCAUGAUCGAGUUCGACCCGCCCACGGGCAGCCUCGCCUUGGAAUCUCUGCCGUACAGCGGGCAGCUGCAUGUACUCGCUACAAGCCUGCUCGCAGAGGGGAGAAGCGACAAGGAGCUUGGAAUUCAAUCUCAGAAGGCCUCAAAACAAUUUCAAUCACUUCCCCCCACCUCUCCUCACCACUCCCCCCCUCUCCUCACCACCCUGUGA